AUGAACUCCGGCCCUGUUGCGUCGCCCUUCGCCGGCAUCAGCCUUGAUCCAAAGCACGCUAAUACCAUCUUGCAAUCUCCGGACAAGAUUUACGGGUUUCUGAAGGAGAAGUGGUCUACCGCGAGAAAGACGGCUUUUCUCGCCGCAAGGAACGAUGUUGCUCUUGCUAGGUCUCGCCUCCUCCUCAACAUGCCGCACACCUUUCUAGGAUCGAACCCGGAGAAGGCUGCCGCCCAUCUAGACCAAGCAAUUGGUCAGUCACAAGCUAAGUCUGUUUGGUUUUCCUACGAGCUUCUGGACUCCGAGAUCUCCGAUUUCUGUGCUGAGAUGGUCGAAGAGAACCAAGAGAUGUCAGAGGGGGACGCCGCAAAGAAUUUCGUUACCAUGUUGAAUGACAGCGAACGCAUUACGUUGUGGCUCAAGAUCAAGCUCGAAAUACGUCUUAGCCUGGAGUACGGUCUUCUGAGUCUCGAUGCCGAUCCAAAGACCUGCAUGGCAAGCCCAGCGGGUCACAUCAGAAGGCUUAUCGUUCUACAGGACGAGGUCGACUCGAUUUGGAUCAAGGCAGCCAAGGUAUUCAAAGUUGCCAUGGACAAUGUUCAUACAGCCUACCACGGGUCUAUAGACUUCCGGGAUGGAGAGUUUGUCCAGGAUGUCACCAGUGCCGUGAGCGUGGUCUUCCAGGACAACUAUCGAGACACCCUCGCCUAUGUCAAGCAGUGCGUCUUGGAAGCCCUCGAUCUGCGUGUGGCCACGGGGCAAAAAGUCUCCUUCGCAGAAGUCCGCAGGAUUCAAAACGAAGCGUGGGACACCUACGACUCGGAGAAUGCGCAACAAACAUUGUUGAAGGCGAACGCCUCCUACUUGGCGGUUUGCAACAAGGUGGUCCAUGACUCAUGA
Colletotrichum chrysophilum is the source of this 900-nucleotide messenger RNA. RefSeq lists its product as uncharacterized. The record is from RefSeq and is a predicted model, not a curated record. The transcript is spliced from 2 exons. Bases 1 to 900 code for a protein of 299 amino acids. NCBI's taxonomy places the organism in Eukaryota, Fungi, Ascomycota, Sordariomycetes, Glomerellales, Glomerellaceae.